Protopolystoma xenopodis is the source of this 264-nucleotide messenger RNA. The record is from the annotation of a GenBank genome assembly. Lineage: Eukaryota; Metazoa; Platyhelminthes; Monogenea; Polystomatidea; Polystomatidae.
AUGGAACUGCCUCGGCAUAACACCAUUCCUAUUUGUCAUAGUCAUUUGUUGAUGGGCCAUGCCAGCACCGAUUCUGAGGUGAAUAUAUUACUUGCCCUCAAGAAUAUAUGGUCGAUCUGUGCAAUAUGUUCUAGUCGCCUGAACCUCAAUGAAAGACGCUUGCUGGAUGAUUUGUGUUUUUUUCGUUCGAGGGCUAUCAGAGACCCAAAUUGGACAACCUCGAGUCCCGAUUCAGGUAUUACGCUCCUCUUGAUGGCUCCCUGA